This is a messenger RNA of Peniophora sp. CBMAI 1063, 219 nucleotides long. The record is from the annotation of a GenBank genome assembly. Lineage: Eukaryota; Fungi; Basidiomycota; Agaricomycetes; Russulales; Peniophoraceae.
AUGUGUCCCUUCCUCCUCGCUUUGGCAUCACGCCUUAUAGUCGCCUGCGGGUAUCACCCUUUAAGCGACUCGUCCAUGAAGCUCGUGCUCGCUGAGGGCAUUGUCGACGCGCCGAGCCCUUUGACGUCUUCCCUCUCAAUUACGGCCUGUGCCGUGCUAGUCGUGUACUCUGUCAUUAUGAUGCGUGUCGUGACAAUCGGGCAAUGCGAUCACGGAUAG